Molecule: messenger RNA, 1977 nt
Organism: Aspergillus clavatus NRRL 1
Lineage: Eukaryota; Fungi; Ascomycota; Eurotiomycetes; Eurotiales; Aspergillaceae
Gene: rfeF
Product: putative transcription factor RfeF
Exons: 7
Coding region: 1-1977 (658 amino acids)
Source: RefSeq, a predicted model, not a curated record
AUGGGGUUUGCCUCCAAGAUCGCCAACAGCCAAAACAACAACCCGCAGAACAUGAGCAGCAGCAACUCCAACUCCGGUGGUUACUCGGGAGCGCCGCCGGCUGGCUACACGGGAGGUCCUCCUCCUACAUCGCUGCAGCCUGGCGCUGGUGGAUAUCAGCAGCAGCAGCAGCCGCGGCCGCAGCCGCAACAACAGCAAUAUCAGGCUUAUCCAGGCGCUCCUUCGCCAGCUGGUACGCCUAGCAAUCCGUUUCGCUCUGGUUCGACUCAGCCUCAGUCUCCCUACCCUGGAUCUCCACAGCCACCGGCGCAACAACAACAACAAUAUCAGCCCUACAAUCCGCCUGCCGUACCUCCAAACAAGCCUGUCCCUUCACCUUCCCCGGCACCGGCAUCGCAGUCUCCUUAUCCUGCUUCUCAAUCCCCGGCACCCCAGGGUUACCCUCAAGCACCAUAUAGCCCGCAUCCGCCUCAACAAGGAUACCCCCAGGCUCCAUCUUACAAUCCAGGAUACCAAUAUGGACCACCUCAGCCGGACUAUGGCCGCACCGCCCCGCCGCCACCCCCACAGGCUCAGCCCUACGGAGCAGGAUAUCCUCCCCAGCAGCAGGCCUAUGGACAGCCCUAUCCGCCUCAAGGCGGACAGUAUGGACAGGCGCGCCCGGGACCCCCAGGGCCUUCUGGACCAGGCGGUCCCGGAUACGGUGCUCCUGGCGGUGGCCCGCCCGCUCGCGCCACUGAGCAACAGAUCUCUGCCUACAGACAGCUUCUGAUUGGCACCAUCCAAGAGAAAAAUCUUCAGAACUUCUACCCUCCCGAUAAGCUGGACAGCCUUGUGCAGACUCUGGCCAACGAUGCUCCCGGCAAGGUUGAACGACUCGUCCAUGAGUGGGGAGUACCGCAGGAGGUGGCAAUGGAUGUGAUGAAGCUAUCUCUGUUCGAUGUUAUUCUCUACGUGGACGACAGUGGCUCCAUCGAAUUCGAGGAGAAGGGCAUGCGCAAAGAGCAGCUGCGACAGAUUCUCGGUAUUGUUGCAACUGCUGCAUCCACCUUCGAUCAGGAUGGCAUCUCAGUGCGUUUCAUGAACAACAUGGAGGUUGGCGAUGGAAUCCGCAGCGUGGACGAUGUGAACAGACUCGUCUCGCGUGUCCGGUUUGCUGGCCUGACACCGCUUGGCACCAGCCUGAAGAACAAGGUUCUUGACCCAAUGGUCGUUGGUCCUGCUCGUGCAGGUCGCCUACAGAAGCCGGUGGUUAUCAUCACCAUCACCGACGGCCAGCCUGCCGGCGAACCUCACGAUACUGUGGCUAAUGCCAUCCGCUAUGCCGUCGAAGAGGUCUCCCGAACCCAGUACGGCCGGGGUGCCGUUUCCUUCCAGUUCUCGCAGGUCGGAACCGACAACAAGGCCCGUGAAUUCCUAGCUAGUCUCGAUGAGGAUCCUCAAAUCGGAAACUUGAUUGAUUGCACGGCUAACUUUGAAGUUGAACAAGACGAGAUGUCUCGCGCCAAUCCCCCGAUCCACCUGACUCGCGAACUUUGGUGUGCCAAACUGAUGCUCGGCGCCAUUGACUCUUCGUACGAUACCAAGGACGAAAAGGCUGCUGGUCGUGCUGGUGGUUCCGGCGGCCCCCCGCCUCCCAGUGGACCUCCCGCUGGCCAGUAUGGCGGAUACAAUCAGGGGCAGAACUAUGGCCAGCCCGGAUACUACAAUCAACCUCCGUCAUCUGGGUACCCCCAACCUGGACCCUAUGGACCGGGACAGGGCCAAGGCCAAGGCCAAGGGUACAAUCAACCUCCUUACUCUCCCGCCCAGGGCGGACCCCCCCAGCCCGGUUAUGGACAGCCCUACGGUGGAUACGGAGGUGCUCCUCCUGCUCCUCCCGCUGAUCCUUAUGGACGCCCUCCCUCUGGCGCUCCUGGAGGGUACCCCCCGCAGCAGCGCGCCUACAGUCAACCACCUCAGCCCCCGAGAUACUAG